Molecule: messenger RNA, 615 nt
Organism: Exserohilum turcica Et28A
Lineage: Eukaryota; Fungi; Ascomycota; Dothideomycetes; Pleosporales; Pleosporaceae
Exons: 1
Coding region: 1-615 (204 amino acids)
Source: RefSeq, a predicted model, not a curated record
AUGUCCAAGCCGAAGAAGACAGUUACUUUUGCUCCUGAAACCAAAUUCACGCCUGGUCGCGAUUCGAAUGAGUUCUGGAGAGAAAGCCGCUAUUAUACUCGCGGAGAGCACGCAUGUCCUGAAGAUUCCGAGGGUUGGCAAGACACUAGUCUGAUAGGAGAUAUUUUGGAGCAGAUCAUGUAUCUCAAAGUCUACGGUAAUUAUUGUGUCCGCGACGAUGAAGAAGUCAAGAGGGUUGGUGAUAUACUCUGGAGGGAUCCAGAGUCCACUGAACCACUACUCGGAGACUCAGACGCCCGACUUUACGAACAUCCGUUUUGCUUCGAAGUAUUGGAUGAAUAUAUUGACUUUCGAAACAGGUAUCCUAACCAUCCAGAGGCGGAAAAUAUAGGAAAAGCCGUUGUCAUUUACCAGUAUCCUGACGGUAAAUUUUACGGCUUCGAAUUCAUGGAUGAUGCGAGCGAGGAGGCAGAAGCGCAUGACUAUAUGGAGGCCUUGAGAGCAGCUAUUCCUGCGGCUAACACAGGACAGCCGCGACAUGUCGCACUUCGUUCGAUAAGGAAAUCGUUACGCGGCGAGGGGGAGAGAGAAGAUCUAAGUGCCGAGGAAUUCUGA